UUAUAAGCCUUUUUGUUUGAACUUAUAUAUAUUGGGGAUGCCCAGAGAGAAACUAAUUAACAAGUUACUCAGAAUUAUAUUAAUAUAUAUAUAUUUUCCCUUAGGCGCAGCACUUUCGGGAUUGGAAGACAGCCAUUAUUAAUCCAGCCCUGGCCUGAGAUUGAGCAUGACUACAAAUAUCCUCUCAAGCACAAUUGUUCUUGAGGCUCUUAGAGAUGACAAUUACGAGAAUUGGAGUGCUUGCAUUCAAAACUAUUUCUUGGCACAAGAUCUUUGGGACAUGUUCGAAACAACUACAGAACCUCCAAAACCAGAACAAGUAGUGGAAUUCAAAGGUUGGAGGAAGAAGAAUGCUGCGGCUUUACAUGCAAUUCAAAUUUCAUGCGGAGUGGAAAUACUAUCUAAGAUCAAGGAUAUUAGUUCUGCCAAAACUGUUUGGUAUACAUUGGCUAAAUUAAUGUGCCAACCACCUAAUCCAAAGGUUGAACCAAACAAUCCUGGGUAUUCGGCACUAAAAGAGGCUUUGCAAAGUGCUGAUUGGGAAACUGCAACGGACUUCCUUAAGCACCAUCCCAAUUCAAAGACCGCAAAAAUUACAACUUUAGGCAAGACCGCUCUUCACGUCUCUGUUGCGGCGGGACAUCUUCGUAUAGUGGAAGAGUUGAUGGAGCUAUUCUCGGAAGAUGAGUUGGAAGUACAAGAUAAUAACGGUAACACUGCUCUAAUGGAGACAACUUAUCGUGGACAGUACAAGAUGGCAGAGCGCAUGCUUAGAAAAAACAAGAAGUUGAUCAGAAUCAGAUCUAAUGGGGACAGAUAUCUUCCAGUUGUUAAGGCUAUGAGAUAUGGCCAUAUAAAAUUGGCUCGCUAUCUAUAUUCUCUUACUCCUCUGGAAGAUCUUGUGCCAGAAAAUGGCACUAGCGGUACAACACUUUGUAAGGCGGCUAUAUUCAGUAAAACUUUUGAUAUUGCUUUGGAUUUGAUCAGGCAUUGUCCACGUUUGGCUCUUGCUACAGACGGCGCCACCCCUACGUCCCCUUUACACGCAUUAGCUUCUAUGCCAAGUGCAUUCCCGAGUGGAAAUCGGCUUGUGUUUUGGAAACGAUGGAUUUCCUCUUGUAUACACAUUCAAUCGUCUGAGACCAAUACCAAUGAAGUUCAUUUGAUCGUUCAUAAAGAAGAUCAGGAAAGCCAAAGUGAUGUAGAAAAAACUAACAGAUCAUCAGGUGUGAAAAUUAUCAAAUUUCAUUUCUACUUUGCAGUUAGAGGUCUAUUGUGCGGUCUAGUUUCAAAACUCAUUAGCCUCAUCGAUACGGAGCAUUUAUAUAAAAUGAAGUUGGUCCAUGAGCAAUCCCACGAACUUCUACGUCUUAUGUGCAAAGAAGUAUCAAAUUCAUAUCAAGAUGAAAUGCAUAAUGGUGAAAUUUAUAGUGUCAUUCAUUGUGCUAUCAAGGAAGGGAUUUUUGAGUUUGUUCGCGACGUUCUCAAAGCAAAUCCAGAUCUUUUGUUACUCCGCGAUGAAAAUAAAAGAAACGUAUUUAUGUUCGCUGUUCAAUGCCGUCAAGCUAAAAUUUUUAGCCUUGUAUAUGGACUGAAUCUGAAGAACAGAAUGCUAAAUACUCGAGAUAUCUUCAAAAAUAAGAUAUUACAUUUGGCAGGGAUGCCACCAAUAUCCAGUGGGCUUGAUCGCAUCCAAGGUGCAGCAUUACAAAUGCAAAGAGAAGUACAAUGGUUUAAGGAGGUACAGAGUGUUAUCCCUCCAAGGGAUAGUGAAGUAGUAAACAGAGAUAAUAAGACUCCCCGAGAAUUAUUUAUAGAGCAACACAAGGACUUGUUGAAAGAGGGGGAGAAAUGGAUGAAGGAUACAGCAAAUUCUUGCACAGUAGUAGCAGCUCUAAUUCUUACCAUUAUGUUUGCUGCAGCAUUUACCGUUCCAGGAGGCAACAACCAAGGCACAGGCUUGCCAGUAUUCUUCAAUAAAAGAUUGUUUAUGCUCUUUAUGGUAUCUGAUUCGUUAUCACUCUUUUCUUCUGUAACUUCAGUUUUGAUGUUCUUAGGAAUCCUCACAUCCCGUUACACAGAAGAAGAUUUCCUCAUAUACUUGCCCACAAAGAUGAUUAUCGGCCUUUCUACUCUUUUUUUCUCCAUAGCAGCUAUGAUGAUAGCCUUCUCUUCUGGUCUAUUACUUAUUUUAGAUGAACAAUCAUUCAUGGUUAUUCCUGCCAUAUGCUUCGCUAGUAUUCCUGUUGCCCUAUUUGUAUUGAUGCAAUUCCCCCUCCUAGUAGAUAUGUUCAUUUCAACCUAUGGAUCCGGCAUAUUCGAUAGGAAAAUGAAGCCUUGGUUAUAACUUAAAUAUUUGUAUAUUCUCUUCUCUCUCAAUACAGAUUACUAAUAAAUUUCCAACUGAUUUGUGUUACA
Molecule: messenger RNA, 2418 nt
Organism: Carya illinoinensis
Lineage: Eukaryota; Viridiplantae; Streptophyta; Magnoliopsida; Fagales; Juglandaceae
Product: ankyrin repeat-containing protein NPR4-like
Exons: 8
Coding region: 167-2347 (726 amino acids)
Molecular function (GO): protein binding
Source: RefSeq, a predicted model, not a curated record